Molecule: messenger RNA, 1573 nt
Organism: Schizosaccharomyces cryophilus OY26
Lineage: Eukaryota; Fungi; Ascomycota; Schizosaccharomycetes; Schizosaccharomycetales; Schizosaccharomycetaceae
Product: STE/STE7/MEK1 protein kinase Byr1
Exons: 1
Coding region: 300-1301 (333 amino acids)
Biological process (GO): protein phosphorylation
Molecular function (GO): ATP binding; protein kinase activity
Source: RefSeq, a predicted model, not a curated record
AUCGUGCAUCUGAAUAGCUACACCAAGGUGGAUGGAGUAAAUAAGUAUCCCCUCUAAAUAAUUGGAAAUAUCCUCUUUAGGAGAUCAAUAACCGAAUUAGAGUUAGGAUUGAAGCGGUUGAGUAAAAUAUCUCCCUUCUUUAAGACGCUUGUCAAAGUCGGUAGUAACCUGUAAACAAAGUGUAUUACAACAAAAACAAAAAACUCAACCCUUUGAUCUCUUAGUAUCAUAUAUAAUUAAUCCAUUUAUUUGUUAAAAGAUUCUCAAGAGUCCAAUAUUCUUUCAUUGAAUCUACCAUAAUGUUCAAAAGACGAAAGAACCCGAAAGGCUUGGUACUGAAUCCAAACGCAAAACCCAAAGACGAGCUGGAAGACAAUCAAAAAACAUUUGAGCACAAUAUGGAGACAUUUAUGGAGCAGUGCGCCAAUGUGAAUCAGCGGCCUGCAUGGAUUUCCGAUUUAAGUAACGAGAACCUAACGGUAGUGCGUCGUCUAGGAGAAGGAAACGGAGGCGCUGUUGCUCUUGUCAAGUACAAGAAUUUGUACAUGGCUCGAAAAACCGUAUACGUUGGUGCGAAUACCAAAUUACAAAAACAAAUUUUGCGCGAAUUAGGGAUUCUGCAUCAUUGCCGAUCCCCAUUCAUCAUUGGCUUCUAUGGUGCCUUUUUAAAGGAAAACAGUAUUUGUUUGUGUGUAGAGUACAUGGACUGUGGCUCAUUGGAUGCCAUUCUUCGAGAAGGAGGCCCUAUCCCAUUGGACAUACUCGGAUGCAUAAUUAACUCCAUGGUGAAAGGGCUUAUUUAUUUAUACAAUGUGUUGCAUAUCAUCCACAGAGACUUAAAACCUAGCAAUGUCAUUAUUAACUCGUUAGGUUAUAUUAAGCUAUGUGAUUUCGGUGUCUCAGGCGAACUGGUAAAUUCCAUCGCUCAUACUUUUGUUGGAACAUCCACUUAUAUGUCUCCCGAGAGAAUUUGUGGUGGUGAUUAUUCAGUGAAAAGUGAUAUUUGGUCACUUGGAAUCACAAUUAUUGAGUUGGCUACGCAAGAACUUCCUUGGUGUUUUUCCGGUGUAAAUGAACCAAUGGGUAUUUUGGAUAUCAUGCAUUGUAUCGUUCAAGAAGACCCUCCUAGACUACCAGAUUCUUUUCCUGAAGACCUCCGGCUGUUUGUUGAUGCCUGUUUACAUAAGGACCCCAAUCUUCGAGCUUCUCCUCAGCAGUUAUGUGCCAUGCCUUAUUUCCAGUAUACAUUGAUGAAGCAUGUUGACGUUGCUUCGUGGGCGUCUCAAUUCCGUUCACUUUAGCUGUAACCUGUUCAACUACAGAAGCAGCCUAUCAAAAAUAUUCAGGGUUUUCAUUUUUGCUGUUAGAAUUAUCGUUUUCUUCUUUUACGUUUUGAGUAUUGGAUAAUCCCUAGAAGGUUUUGAAAUUAUCCAUCAUUAUUAGUUUGGAUGUUUCUUUUCAACCUCGAAAUCAUCAAAUUAGAGGCAUAACCUAUUAUAUUAAUUCAUUAAACGUUCGUUUUAAAACUAUAAUAAUAAAAUAAUAAUAAUUUUUAUUCAUAUGUGUACUAAGG